GCCCAGAAAAGAGCUUUGUGAUGUACUAAACCCUAGAUGGCCUAAACUCGCGUCUUCUUUCAAACCAGAAACUCUUCGCUAUCAGAGUAGGAGCUUCUUCAGAGCAGCGGCGCACGGCGGAGAUCUGCUUAAACGACAUCUAAAAUGGCGGACAAGGCAGUUACUAUCAGGACCAGGAAGUUCAUGACAAACCGUCUCCUUUCAAGGAAGCAAUUUAUCAUCGAUGUCUUGCAUCCGGGAAGGGCCAAUGUUUCUAAGGCUGAGUUGAAGGAGAAGUUGGCAAGGAUGUAUGAGGUUAAGGACACCAAUGCCAUCUUCGUGUUCAAGUUCAGGACCCAUUUUGGUGGUGGCAAAUCUACUGGAUUUGGAUUGAUCUAUGAUUCUGUUGAGAAUGCUAAGAAGUUUGAGCCUAAGUACAGGCUAAUCAGGAAUGGUCUUGACACAAAGAUUGAGAAAUCAAGGAAGCAGAUGAAGGAAAGAAAGAACAGGGCGAAGAAAAUCCGUGGUGUUAAGAAGACUAAAGCUGGAGAUGCUGCAAAGGCAGGCAAGAAGAAAUGAGUUUGUGAUAUUUUACUUUUUUUUGUGAAUCGUGACGAUUUUCAUGUGACAAUAUAUUUUUGUUUGCCUUAGGGUUAAUUUAGCUCUCUGUUUAAUGCUAAUGCGGCACAAUCUUUUUUAAUUGUUACCAAGUCUCAAACUCUUUGCUAUA
Molecule: messenger RNA, 709 nt
Organism: Salvia hispanica
Lineage: Eukaryota; Viridiplantae; Streptophyta; Magnoliopsida; Lamiales; Lamiaceae
Product: small ribosomal subunit protein eS24z
Biological process (GO): translation
Cellular component (GO): ribosome
Molecular function (GO): structural constituent of ribosome
Source: RefSeq, a predicted model, not a curated record